Strongyloides ratti is the source of this 1761-nucleotide messenger RNA. Its product is annotated as Serine/threonine-protein kinase polo. The transcript is spliced from 3 exons. The record is from RefSeq and is a predicted model, not a curated record. Bases 1 to 1761 code for a protein of 586 amino acids. Gene Ontology annotation, biological process: mitotic cell cycle; protein phosphorylation; regulation of cytokinesis. Gene Ontology annotation, cellular component: spindle pole; centrosome; nucleus. Gene Ontology annotation, molecular function: protein serine/threonine kinase activity; ATP binding; protein binding. Lineage: Eukaryota; Metazoa; Nematoda; Chromadorea; Rhabditida; Strongyloididae.
AUGUCUGAUAGAAAUAAACCACAAAAAGAGGUACCACUACAAAUUGUUGAUAAAAAAAAUGGCAAGGUUUACAAUCGUGGGAAAUAUUUAGGAAAAGGUGGUUUCGCAAGAUGCUACGAGCUCAUCGAUAAUAAAAUAGGUGAAAUUGUUGCUGGUAAAGUUGUACCUAAAGCUUUGUUGACAAGGAAGCCACAAAAGGAUAAAAUGGCACAAGAAAUUGAUAUUCAAAAAUCAUUAAAUCAUCCUCAUGUUGUAAAGAUGUUUGACUAUUUUGAAGAUGAUGACAAUGUUUAUAUCUUAUUGGAGCUUUGUCCGAGAAGGUCGCUUAUGGAACUUCACAAACGUAGGAAAACUGUCACAGAACCUGAGGCUCGUUAUUUUACAAAACAAAUAGUUGAUGCUGUCUCAUAUCUUCAUGGACGUAAUGUGAUUCAUCGUGAUUUGAAACUUGGGAAUCUUUUCUUAAGUGAAUUAAUGGAUGUUAAGGUAGGAGAUUUUGGUCUGGCAACUGUUGUUGAAUCUGAUGGAGAAAGAAAAAAAACAUUAUGUGGAACACCAAAUUAUAUUGCACCAGAAAUGCUUGAUAAACGUGGACACAGUUUUGAAGUUGAUAUUUGGGCCAUUGGAUGUAUUCUUUAUACACUUCUUGUUGGAAGACCUCCAUUCGAAACGUUAUCAUUGAAAGAUACUUACAGUCGUAUCAAAACUAACAGUUAUGUAGUUCCACCAAUUGUUUCUUCAGAUGCUAAACAAUUAAUUAAAAAUCUUCUUCAUGCUGAUCCAGCACAACGUCCACAUGUCAAAGACAUCUUUGAAUUUAAUUUUUUUAAGAGGGGAGAUUUACCUGUACGUCUACCAACAUCUUGUCUUACAAUGGCACCUAAAUUCUGUAAUUCACCAGCACGACAAGACAAUAGAUUACCAACUGUUCAACCAGGAAACAUUCAAAGAACUCCAUUAAAUCCAAUGAAUCACCAAACACCAGUAGUUAAAGAACGUGAUGACUGGUACUUGGGAGAAUUAAACAAUCAACUUUGUACCUUAUUUAGUAAUCCUAUAGAAGAAGUUAGUUCAGAAGUAAUGGAUGAAGCACUCCAUCCAGCGUCAACACCGGUUUACUUUAUUUCAAAGUGGGUAGAUUACUCUGAUAAAUAUGGACUUGGCUAUCAACUUUCAGACAAUUCAGUUGGUGUUCUUUUUAAUGAUGCUACAAAAUUGGUUAUUGACGCAGCAGGUGAACAGAUACAAUAUUGUGAGCGUAACAAUUCGGAGUAUUAUUUUACUAUAAAUGAUUAUCCAAAAGCUUUGGAAAAAAAGAUAACACUUUUGAAAUAUUUCAGAAGAUACAUGCGUGAACAUUUGGUCCGUGCUGUUACAACUGCACCUAGGGAGGGUGAUGAACUAGCUCGUUUACCUGUAUUAAGAACGUGGUUUAGAACUAAAGCUGCUAUUGUUCUCCAUCUUACCAGUGGUACAUUGCAAAUAAAUUUCUUUUCUGAUCAUGCUAAAUUAGUUGUUUGUCCACACAUGGGUGCUGUGUCAUUUAUUGGAUCAGACAAAAAUCUUAAGACAUAUAAAUUUGAUUAUCUUUCGAAAGUUGGAUGUGAAGCAUCUCUUCUUCGUAAGAUUCAGUACACCAAGCACAUUGUAGAAAGAAUGUUGAGUCCUAGUCAAAAUCCACCUGGAAACAACAAAAUUGAUUAUACUGCCAUUGAAGCUGCCUAUGCUCCUGAUGUAAGGGCAUAUAAAGUAGUGAAAUAA